Messenger RNA from Cataglyphis hispanica, 492 nucleotides. RefSeq lists its product as uncharacterized. The transcript has a single exon. The record is from RefSeq and is a predicted model, not a curated record. Bases 1 to 492 code for a protein of 163 amino acids. NCBI's taxonomy places the organism in Eukaryota, Metazoa, Arthropoda, Insecta, Hymenoptera, Formicidae.
AUGUUUACGCUCAACGGAACUUACAAAUGGGUGGACGAAUUGCCUCGACUCGUGUCGGAUUACAACGCGCGCAAGCAUCGAACGAUCGGUAUGCGACCCGUCGAUGUUACCCCCGCGGUCACUGAAAGACUCUUGGCUACGGUGUACAGCGCGAUAAAGAUAGCGGGUCCUGCAAAGUUCAAAUUAGGUGACUCGAUACGCGUUAGCAAAUACAAGACGGUUUUCGAGAAAAGUUAUACACCGAAUUGGACCACCGAGGUGUUUAAGAUCGUUAAAGUGCAGCGUAUUAAUCCCGUAACCUAUCUACUCGAGGACUAUCGCGGAAAAUCUAUCGCUGGAGCGUUCUACGAGUACGAGUUGCGUCGCGUGAAUUAUCCGGACGUGUACCUCGUGGAGAAAGUACUGCGUAGGAGGGGUGACGAAGUUUAUGUGAAAUGGUUGGGAUUCGAUGGAUCACACAAUUCUUGGAUACACAAGGACAAUGUCAUUUAA